Molecule: messenger RNA, 1635 nt
Organism: Diachasmimorpha longicaudata
Lineage: Eukaryota; Metazoa; Arthropoda; Insecta; Hymenoptera; Braconidae
Exons: 3
Coding region: 118-1485 (455 amino acids)
Source: RefSeq, a predicted model, not a curated record
CCGAAACGCAAAUUGAUUCUCCUCGCGGAAGCCCCGGCUUCAAUCGCCGUUCCAAAAACUCCUGGAGAAUCCGGGGAGAACCUCCGGGUGAUCGAUUUGGCCGACAAACCCACGAAAAUGGCGCUCCAUCGUCAAUUCAACGUCGACGAGGGCGUCAAGGGGGCGGAUCCCUCUCGUGGAGACGUUCACUACUGCAUCAGGAUAACUGAGAAAUCCCAAAAGGAGUUUUACGUCCCCAAAUUACCCCCCGGGACUAUUCUGGUUAAACACGAUAAUAAAAUUGUUAAGAAACCGAUGGAGAGCUCGAUAAAUUCCCUGAGGAAGAGACUGAGUCAACAAAUCACUGGACAUGCGCCUAAAUGUGUUAACCAACCUGAAAAAAACAAGAAUUCCCAAGUGCGACGAAAUUCUUCUCGUCUAUCAAAAAAAAAAAUCGACAAGGACUUCCCUCGCCCCAGGCUCCUGGCUCUCCGUCGGGGAGGGGCUGCGGGUACCGAGCCGGAUAAGGAGAGAUUGAAAUUAUCGGAUGUGCCUUACAUGAACACCAGAUCAGUAACCAAGAGGCUGUACAACGUUGGAGCUACUCUUCAGGUACCCAAUAUCCAGGAGGAGUUCGAGUGGAGGGAGUGGCCGACACACGGAAUGCACGAGAGGCCUAUUUAUCAUCCCCAGGUGGGUCUCGCAGCCGAGUUCCUCGGCCGUUGUUUCGCCAGUUUCGAUGGAGAAUCGUACCACGAGAUUCCAAGCAAUCCAGACCUCGAAAUUACCCCACCUCUUCCACGUUCCCAUCGAAAAAUUCCCGACCGAGAGAAAAUGGACGAGAGAACGAGCAGAACCUCCUUCGAGGACUGCAUGCACCGGACCUUCCACUCGGUCCUCUCCUACGCAGCAUCCAUAGCAUCCCCAGAGUACCGAAAAAUCGAGGAGAGGAUCGUAAACUCCAGACUCCCACCGAUCUCCAUCCAACCGGAGCCCAAAAAGCCCCAGAAUCCAGCGAUCAGAGAAAAAAAUCCUGAAAAAAUUCCCCAGCCCUCUUCUGGACCCCUGGACCCAGCCAAACCAAAGGGUCCAAAGCCCCCGUUGAAUCUCAUCUGCAUAAAAAAUCACGCCAAACUCCAACAAGUCCUGGGACGGGGAAAAAAUACUCUGAUCCUGCUCAAGACAUCAGACCCUAAUUUGAAGAAAGAAGGCGUCUCCCUGGGUCAGGUCCCCAGUGUCUCCAGUCACCCUCCACAAUCAGAGAGGUUGGACCAGAAAAAUUCAAUGCCUCCGGAGGAAAAGGGUUCCGUCAACGUGAAGAUCCAGGAGACAAAGGUCGACUGGGAGAAGGAGACGAAGGAGAAGGAGAAGAGUCUGAAGGAGUUGAUUGCAGACACUGCGGUCCUGUAUUGCACGUCCAUGGGGGGCCAUCAGGACGAUAUCGUUGAUUAUAUCGAUAGUUUGAGCCCUAGGGAGUGCCGUAAUUCACUGGGGAUGGAGUUAUGAUGACACCAAUUAAUAAAAAUAAAAUUAAUCAAUUAAAUUAUUGAGAAAUUGUUAACUUGUUUGGAUGGAAAAUGAGUUGAAAGAGAAUUUUCUUCCAUUUUCUUGAGUUAUUGAAACGAUCAUAAAUAUGACUUUAUAAUUCCCAAAACA